Molecule: messenger RNA, 674 nt
Organism: Triticum aestivum (bread wheat)
Lineage: Eukaryota; Viridiplantae; Streptophyta; Magnoliopsida; Poales; Poaceae
Exons: 3
Coding region: 196-585 (129 amino acids)
Source: RefSeq, a predicted model, not a curated record
CAAAUCGCUGCGAUUCCCAAAUUAGGAACCCUAGACAGGCGACGGCGGAGGCAGACGGCUGUGGUAGCAGUUAGGUGAGUCCUCGUCAGCGUCGUCGGGUUGAAUAGUUGUCCGCCGGCGGGAUCUGGGUUUUUUCCCUGUGAUCUUCAGCAACAUGGAAGGCGCCGGCGGUGAUAAGCGCGAUGGAGAGGAGGAAUGGAAGGCCACGGCCAUUUUGGAUCAAAGAAAAGCGCUGAGGUAGAUGAGCUCUCAGAAUGUGAUUUUGGGCUGCCGAAAUACAAGUUUGAUGCCCAGUUUAAUGGGGUGGAGCAGAAUGCUGAGAAGUGCGGCCAUGUAAUAAGUCCAGCUCGUCGUGUGGCAACAGAAGGGAACAAUAGAAGAUUUUUGGGAUGCCCAUAUGAGUGGAUUGAUCCAGAAUGGAAGGGAAGGGAAAAGAUUGUAAUUUUUUAUCUGGCUCGGAAGAACAAGGAGUUGGAGAAUCAAGUUGAGGAGAGGGAAGCAGAGAAGCAGUCCAUGAGGGCGAAGCACAAGGUGGAAAAGAAGAUGCUAGCAAGGAUUCACAGGGAGCGACAAGAAUUGGGAUGAUGUGAGCCAAUAUGUUGGCAGUAGGAACAUGAAAGAUGUAAUCUGUGUCAUUAUGUUUGCAUUUUGUAGAUGAUGAAGAGCGAGGUUGA